AUUAACAAAUAUGUGUUAAUUAUCAAGUCUGAUUGGUCAAAACCUCCAAAACAAUAGGUACUGAAUCUUCGUAUCAUAUCAGAUGAACCUGCAGACAGGAGUCCAGGUCAUUUUUACCUCUGCCUGUUGACCCUGUGGCAAAAAUGUCGGAGUGUUAUCCCCAAUUUCCACCUCAUCCAGAAUGGCGGCGAAAACGCUGUAUGCGCCAAUCGCAACUGAUUGUUUACAUUCAAGUUAAUGUGUCAAUUUCCACCGGCUUCGUUCCGCUGUGGUUCAGUGGGCUCCGCAGCCAAUCGCCAGUGUUCUAUUUUUUCUGGAUGCCACAGCAUGCCGCGUUUAAUUUUAAGUCCCACAGUCCACUAAUGUUGACACAUUAACAGCAAUACAACAGUCCUAUGUAAGGUAAAUUAAUGCAGAGAAACUACUUCAUAUAUUUAGCAUGACAAAUGUUGGUCAUGCAUUUCAGCACUUCUCCCAUCUUGUGACACAUUUUGGUUUUUAAAGAACAGAAGGCAUCUUUGAAAAAUUAGCAGACGUUUUCAGAGGAUGUAGAGGUGAACUUAAAUAUGCCAGCGUCACGAACAAUCUUUUUGUUUACCUAUCAAGGCACCUGAAUUAUUGGUCGGUUGACUGAAAAGGUAUUUACAACUAAAGGCCUGAUAUGCCGGUCAGACUGUGUUGUGUCUGAGCUUUCACCUGCAAUUAGCUGAAGCUAAAGCUUGGUUAUUCUGUGCCACCAUAAUGCUCUGCACUACUACCUGUAUGUAGAAAAGCAGAGCAUGCCCCUCACAGAGGAAAGUAAAUUUGACAGUUUUUUGCAAAGCUACAUGACACCAAACAGAACUUUGAAUUUCCCUUUACAUGAUCAGGGAAUGACUCACUAAGAAAUGACCUUAGUUUAUUUAUUCAUUUAUUUAGACAGGACAGUACCAGUUCAUGGACAAGGAGAAGAAGACAUGAUAAAAGAAACAUGUAUGUCUAUUCUCAUUGUAAACCAGCCAGAGUUAGCUAAGGCUAAUUUCCAUCCGUUGUCCUUAGUUUAUAGGUAGACCCAGCUGAUUAAGCCUUGUGUGAUCUUGAUCUUGAGUUAACCCGACCGUAAACAUCUGAAACCAGCUCCCAGUGCAGUGUCUUCAAAUGCCAUCAUACUACAGUCUGUAAAACCAUGCAGCAUGGUAAACUAAAACUCUAAACAUAAAGAGGUUUGCCACAUCCAGCCUGUAUUUGUGCCCCACACAUGCCUGCAGGCAACAAGCAAGAGUCCCUUAAAUCAAUACUUGAGCUAAUUGCUGUUGGAGCUGAAUAGAGGAGCCUGGGUUACAGCAAUAGGAUCAAUGUUUAUUGUGUGGAUGAGCCAACAAUUGUGCCUGAAUAAACUCAAAUUAGAGUAUUUUUGCCUGAUUUACAUAUGAGUGGCAGCAGGACAAUGGAUAUAAUCCUUCCAUGCUGGGAUGCAGGUGUAAAACAAAACAGCGUGGGGACGUCUUUUAAGGUUAUUAACAGGAAGACUAGUGUUAUAAGACAGCAGCAUGCUGGGCUAAGUAUGGCGCUACGUCUACACGGCCUGAAGUAAAUCAUGCCUUCCUCCACACAGAGAGCAGCAGAGAUUAACAACAGAGGUGGAUGGAUUAUGUGAAGCAGGGCUGCAGUUUUACAAGUUUCAGUAAAAACAAUCAUCUUUAAAUAAAUACAUCUUAAAAAACUCAAUUUGGGCAAUUUGAGCUUAUGUGGUCUUUAAUUUAAAUGGCUAAAUAAAGAAGUGUGAAAAUAAAACUAAAGAGUCUAAAGAGAGACUGGAUGUACAUGGAUGGCUUAAUUCAAAUUAUGGGUGACUGAUGAGAAUAAUGUGAUUUGACAAGCAGGACAAAGUGACAGGAUGCUACAAAAAAGUGGUCUUGAUUUUGAGUAAUGGUUUUAUUGUUUUUUAUUGAUAUUGUCUGAUAUAUUCAAGAGGUCCCUUUUGGUACUAAGACAUGCUGCUAACGCUGUAGUGCACAAACUGCAGCUCUUCAAAUGUCCUCCACUUGAGGUUUGCUGCAAAGCCAAGAAUCCCCAGUAGUUCUCAUGAUCAGAUAUUGAUUUUUACAGCAGAGUUAGUCCUGUUUACAGCAACAUUCAAACAGCGAUUUUAUCGUUCAUACCUGUGUUUGUAAAGGGAAUCAUUUUCUUUAUAACAUAUACUGUAAGAAAAUGUAAGGGCUUAAAGUUUAGUAUGAUUUUGCAUUAUGCAAAGAUGUAACAAUCAAACCUGUCUGGGUUUGUUGAUGAAUAUGUUUGGGAGAGCAUAAGGGCCAAAUGUGAAUGGAAAUAUAUUUUGUUUCUUCUUAUUAUUUUUUUUUUUCUGUUUAACCAAUUUUUCCUUCGGCUCAUUAAGUUUAAAUUUUGUGAUUUGAAUCGGAUUCCUUGCUCUUUUUUGUUUGUUUGUUUUGUGUAGAAAAGCAUAAAUAAAGUGAUUUAUAAGAUAGAGAUUACUUGUGCCUUAUUAAUGAAGUCACCUGGUAGUUUUUUGAAGUAAAAAUGUGACAUUUAAAAGCACAGUGGCAUCAUUAUGCUCCAUUACUGAGACAGCAAGAAGCUGGAAGACACAGCAGUAGCUAAACUACAGUGAGCCAAAUAGGACAAAAAGGCAAAAAUAUAUUUUAGGUUUUGUAGGACCUUUGUAUUAGAUCUACUUUUGUUUUAAAAAGAUCAUUUUAAUUGUGUUUAUUUCCAUUUUUUUUCUUUAAAAAUGUAAGACGUUAUUCUGGUAAAUCAAAGCCCUUUUUCUCAUAAUUUCUUACAUCGUGUAGAUUUCUGACAUUUUCUCAUAUUUUUCUCCAUGUCAAUCACAAAAUAUUCUACUUUUAACAUCAUGAAGUAGUCUCAUUAAAUGUGCUUUACUUCUUAACUUCAUUUUCUCAUUGUUUUUUAUUUUUUCAACUUGGAAAAUUCAUUUCCUUAUAAAAUGUUUUGUGUUACAACAUUGUCUUGUGAAUUUCUUCUACCCUGAAAAACAUUUCCUUCAAUUUUUUCCAUUAAAGUACAAUAUUUUUCUCACUAAUACCUCUGACAUUAAUUUACGGUUGGGAUAACUUUUCUUCCUAUGAUUCUUUAACUUAAAUUUGGACACUCUCUUUUGACAUUAACUCAAAAUUUAAAGGUUUCUGGUGAUAGUGGGACUUUUUUUCGUGAACUUACCCCUUUAAACUUGUAAAUUUAUGAAUUCCUUAAAGAGAAAGUCUCUUAUGAUUGAUUUGCAAGUGCAUUUUUGCCUCUUUAAAGUAAUAAAUUAAUGAGUUUUUAAAGUUAAUUUAAGUUUUUUUAAGUACCUGCAUCCUUUGUAAUGUGUUCAAGUUUGAAAAUACCAAAAAAUAUUUGUUGUAAAAACAAACACAAAAGUCACACCUUCAACUGAUGUCUAUGUGCCAUCUGGUUUUCCUCUCUAAACUUGAUCCGAAAGAUGAUGUCUUUAAUUUUGACGGUCAACACCAACAUAUACUUUUCAGAAUAACUUUGAUCAUCUCUGUAGCGUCAGGAACACUAAAGAUUCAUAAACAAACUGCAGCAGCUGCACAGUGAGGGAAUCCUGCAGCUGUCUGACAACAAUGAUGACAGUAGUCAUGCGGUAAUUAUACCAAUAUUAAUUUUAUUCUGCGAGUUGCCCACUGCACAGCCCCUCCCCCACAGUAAGGUGAACUGGCCCUGCAGACACAUGAAUUGAACGCGGCCCUUGUCGCGCACUGAGGAGCUGCUGCUCAUUGUGGCUCUCAGCGCCGAGGAUUCCAGCGAACUCCUUGCAGGCCUGCGCCUCUUUAGAGUAGAAAAAAAAGCCUCUUUUCAUUUGUCCCUGUAUACCUCUGUCCAGGCUAAGUCUUUUUCUCUCCCAACUCUCCCUCUUUAAUCCGUCCCUCUAUUUCAGGAGGAGAAAAAAAAAACACAAAACCAGGUUCACGCAGUGCUUUAGUGGCUAAAAGUGAAAGAGCUUGUGUUUUUUCUUUCUUUUUUUUUCCUCUCCUGCGCUGAGUUGAGCCUUGAAUCGCUCUGGAAAAUUGCUUCUUUUCAAUAGAGGGAAGGAGGAACAGCGUUUAAUGGGAUCCAAAGGAAGUCUGCGCUCUUUAACAGGUGGAAACUGGACGUCCUCGAAUUUAUACAAAUAGUAAGAAAGUAGAUGUAAUCCGGUGUGGAAAAGAAGGGAUCCCAUCAUCUCAGGGGAUUACUAAAAAUAUUUCCCAAAGUGUCAAAAGAAAAGAAAGCAAAAGGAAGCCAAGCUUAGAAUUUCUGCAAACACACACAUACAUGAUCAUAUUUCUGCCUUGUUUGGUGACAUUUUUGCGCACGGAUGACAUAUGGUGGCCUUAAAAAGCUCGUGCCAGCCCCUGUGCAGAUUUAUUGGAGAGAGAGAGAGAGGCUGGCAGGUUGAUGAGGGCGUCUCCCUGUCACCCAGUUAAGAGUUCGGGUGUGCGCUGAUGUCAGGAGACAGUGAUCCGCGCUGAUGAGGGGCGGGUGCUGCCACUGUGUGACAGAGAGCAGUCGGCUGGUUUCUCUACACCCACCCGACCAUUAAAGAGCUAAACUCCAACACAGACUCAACUUUACGCUCCAGCAUCCUCCGGGAGCUCCGACUUCGACAUUUUUCUCUUUUUUUUUCUUCCUCCUCUUUUUUUCUUCAUCUCUUCCCAAACGACCUCAGUAAUGUCCUGUUAAUUUUGUGUGCACUAGUUAAUGAGCAUUAAUCCAUCACCCCUGGAUGCUAUUGUUGCAGGGGGGAAUGGCCAUUUGAAUGCAAAUGCGUGACACUGUGACAGCAAGGUGCUUAUUAAACUGAUGUGUCCUCCUGUCUGUGGAGCCGGGAGCUGAGCAGAGUGAAAGGACGCGGGGGCAGCUGCAGGAGCGGGUCGGACUAAAGCACCGGGAGUUGCUCACGCCAAGUUUCUGCUCUGCUGCAAACAAAACAACAACAACAACAACAACGACGACGACUACUACUACUACACAAACAACAUCGACAAUAAGAUGGCAAGUUCUGCCUCUGUGGAGACGGUGAUGUCCUGUGGGAGGACCGGAGCCUCCGCGGCUCCAAAGACCCUGGCCUUCUCCAUAGACCGGAUCAUGUCCAAGAGCUCGGAGCCGAAGAGGAACGCCGAGGAGCGGGCAGAGGGGAAGAAGCUGCUCGGGCUCUGCUCCCCGAUCCCUUGCAUGAUCCCGCUGCAGCCCUUCAGUUACGACCUGCAAGCCAAGGCGCUGAUGAACUACUCGGAGUUGUGGAGAGCCAGUUUCAGGGGGACUUUCUGCGCUUCUGCAGCCGCGCCGUGCAAAGGGAAUUGCGGUAUGUGCGGCAAAGCGGAUCCGGGUUUGAAACAGCCGCUGUUGACAUCAGGGAGCAGGGUGGUGAAACCGCAGGUGAUCCACCAGGCGGUUGCCGUGCCCAGCGGAGGCUCUCUCUACUAUCUCAACUACCUGGACUCUGCGUACCAGCAGUCGGAGCUGCUGGCGGGACACUGGUUCUCCAGCUCGCAGGCCCAGGCCUCCCUGUCCGCGCACCAGAGACUCUUACUGCUUGAGAACGCCAAGCUGGCCGGUGUGGGGGCCGAGAAACUGCCCACCCCUCAGUACCCGCACAAGGAACAUCUGCCCGGGCAGCUGGACCAGAUCGUGAAAGAGAACCACGGCCUGAGCGCGGAGAAGAACGGAGUCAAGACGCACAGCAAACUCAGCAGCAGCCCCGCAGACGGAAAACCCAAAAACUUCACCUGUGAAGUGUGUGGAAAGGUACACUCAUUUUUGUUUGUUUGUUUGAUUCAUUUGUUUUGAUUUGUUUAUGGCUCGUGUCUGCCUGAUCUGUGGGUUUGAUUAAAAAUGUAAAUGCUGGAAAUACUUAUUGCAAAGCGUUUCCAGAUGUGUCAAUUUGAAGUGGCUACAUUUACUAAAAUCGUAUAACUCAAAUUAAAUUGUGUAACCUUUUUAAAUAUUCAAUUUAAACCAAGAACAUUAAAGGAAUCAAUAAUACUGACUCUCAACUAUCAUCAAUCCAAAUAUCUAAAGGGUUUAAUUUUGUGCGCGAAGGUUUUGAGGGUCUUUCAGGUUAAAAUUUCUGUUUUCGUUCCUAGAAUUGAAGCAUAUAAAAUAAACGUAAUUUGUUUGGUCUUUUCAGGUUUUCAACGCGCAUUACAACCUGACCAGACACAUGCCGGUGCACACCGGGGCCCGGCCCUUCGUCUGCAAAGUGUGCGGCAAAGGAUUCCGGCAGGCCAGCACGCUGUGCAGACACAAGAUCAUCCACACGCAGGUGAGACGCGACGAGGCGAUCAUUGACUUCAAAUCUGCUGCAUCUUCUUCUUCUUUUUUUUUUUUGUUUGUACUGAUCUUUAUCUGUCCAAUUCUUUUCUUCUUGCUCAGGAAAAACCUCAUAAAUGUAACCAGUGCGGGAAAGCCUUCAACAGAAGCUCCACUCUCAACACGCACGUACGGAUCCACGCCGGAUACAAACCUUUCGUCUGCGAGUUCUGCGGGAAAGGUUUCCACCAAAAAGGUAAAGAAAUAUUCCUCCUUCAUUUAAUCUCAUGUGUGGAGUUAAAUGCGCAUCAACUAUUCCACCUGCGCAAUUACGCAAAAUUCCACCAGAAUUGAGUUCAGGCUGAUUUCUCUGGGUUGACUCUUAAAAAUAUUAUAACAAUCCGAUAAUAAAUCGAUGGUUUUUCUCGCUGUGGUUUGUCCCUUAAACCGAGAAAAUCAAAGCAUUAUUUUGAGGAUUUUCUGCAGCUUAAAUGUUAUUUUAAUUCUGAGACUUUCGGUUAUUUGUGGGAUUCAUUCAACUUUUUUUCCGAAGUUGAAUUUAAUGAAUUUCUUUCAUGUUUUUCUUCGCAUCUGUUCAUCUUUUUUUUUUUUGCUCUUUGGGGGUCGUGAGAAUUUCUUGUUAAAAAAAUUCCCGCUCAACUCUUUGAAAUGACCAAGAACUCCGGGCUCACUGUGUGCCAAAAAUGCGCAUUGUGCAUCGGAAUUCCUUUUGGUGAAAUUCACUUUCCUCGUUUCUUUGCCCCGGGACUGAGACUUGCAGAGAUAAAAAAAAAUCUUAUUUUUGAGACUAAUUUGGCUUGGUGAAUGAGGAUUAUUUCUGUUAACAAAGACAGUUGUGGAGUCCGUGAGGGAGGCAGUGGUUUGGAUGUGUUUGUGUUUGCAUUCCGGUGCUGCUGCUGCUGCUGCAGGGACUCAUCGGAGCUGCAGAAAUCAAAAAUCAGCACUAAAAGCAGAAGCAUAUGUUUCUGCUGCUGCUGCUGCUGCUGGAGUGUUCUGUGAGGGUCUAAUGAAAAAAAAAGGGGGAAUAAUUGCAGGCCCUGCGCUGAGGCUGAAGCGAUCAGUGGAAAUAGGACAUGUCACUUUACACGGACUAAUUCUCCCUCUGAGACGGCAGCAUUUGCUCUGGGUCAGCUGCUGCAGACCUCGGCACAGUCAGAGGAACCGGGCCGGUUUUUGUGUUCACUUGUCGCUUGCGCUUGAUUUUGACAAAGUUUGACAACUUCUUGACUUCGACACACAAAAGCCUGAUUAAUGAAGGCUGGGCAGAGCGGAGGGACGGACGGAGGAGGCUCUAACUUCACGGUGAACUGCUGACCUUGGCGGGGAGAGAAAAGAGGAGAGGGGAGAGAUGGGGGGACUCUUUCAUCCUCACUUUCUUUUUCGUCUUCUUCUCCAUGCAGUAAACAGCGCAGUUGCUCUCUGCUCCUCCUGCUUUCAUUCAACUCCCACUUCAAAUUCACAGAGGAAAGACCAAACAUCAGUGUGUGAAGUUACAGUAGUUUCAAAUCAAGUGGCACCUUUGAGUUGGCUUUGCAAAAAAGCACAAAAAGUGAAAUAUUCAGGUAUCGUGGCCGCCCCAAAGUCUGAUAAUAUAAAAGGAGACUGACUGUGCAGCUGCAGUGCUCAUUUUUAUUCAUUCAGCAAGACCCUUCUUGAUGCCAUUCUUAAUCCUAAAUUGAAUAUGCAAGAUUGGGUUUGGUGCAAUAAAAAAAAAGUAUAUUUUUACUGUUCUUCUCAUUUCUAACAAUGAUGGAAGGAAAGAAACAUAUAAACUGUAAUCCAGCAGCUUUUUAAAAUUUAAAACUUUUAAAGCUCGUCUUCACUUUUAUUUCCUAAUGAAGGCAUGCACUUUUUCUACUCUACAUAAAAUCUGUCACUUUUGAGUAAAAACUUGAACGAAACCCGCUGAGUGGAUAAUAGCUUCUCUGCAAAAAAAAAGUGAAUUUAUCCAGUACUACUCAAAGUAUCUUAUUUCCCUUAAUUUAAGACACUCUGACCUGACAGGUUCAAAUAUAAAUCUAAUUACAAGAAAUUUCAGGCCAAAAUUGUCCUAAUAAAUCCUUUAAAUGAAGUGCUAUGCCCUGAAUCAAGAAACUUAUUUAACACAUUUUUUACUCAUCACAGUAAACUAAAUCCACAUGCAGGACUGCACAAGUGCACAGGGACGCGGUCUACAAAGUGCAAAAUCGUCAAAAGAUGCACUUCACCCUGUAUGGCGCAGAGUCAAAACCACUAAACAAAUUGAUGCUAUCGGCUACAGCGCAUUUAGUUUGGAAAAACAAGCUUUUGGCACAAGUCUAAAUCUCCUUUUCUCCUUUGCCAAGUUAAUGCAGAGAGCAUUUAGUUUCUGCUUCAAACUGACAGAAUGAGGGUUUAAAUUCAGGGUGAGUAGAUUGUCCUUAAAGUAACAGUGUUUUCACUUGAGGAGGAUUUAUUAGUACUCUUUUCACAAUGACAAAAGCAGAUCCUGACCGAUCAAACAAAGACAACUCAAAAUGAAUGGAUAUGCAGCUACUGUGCAAAAAUGUCUCUACAGUGGGGCUCAGUUUCAUAGGGGGACUGCUUUGAAAUCUGGUUGGGACUACCGUGAAAACACAGAGUCAGUGUGAGUCUGAUCCAACAACCAGAAGACCCCUCUGUUAGAGCAGCAGCAGCAGCAGCAGCAGCAGCAGCAGCAGCUCUCUACUAUAAGCAGACGGUUCUCUAUGAAUCACUCUGAACACAAUCACAAGAGUUUCAAACUGGAUUCUGAUUUUAACCUGAAGUCGGGAGGAUGACUUUGUCAGGAGGCAGGUCAAGGAAGUGUUGGUGAGAUAGAUGAGGAGGGAACUGCAGUAAUCUGAGACGAAAUAAAAGCUUGAUCAUCUCACAAUCAAAUCAAGAUCAACUCUGGACAUGAAUGACUUCUGCAAUAUGCACCAAGUGAUAAAACAAGGAGCAAACCCCACCAGACUCGCGACCUAGACCUGCAAAGUCGUGCGUUGUCAUGCAAAAUUAUUCUUGGGAGAAAGUUUGUGAAACAUUUUGAGAUGUGUCACCUGGUCUUAAGUUGUUGGAACAUGCAGAUUUCUCUGUUGUGAGUCAGGAUUUAUUAAAAGACAUGGUCUUGGGCUCUGAGAAGUCAUGUGAGACUCUUUUCUUUUCAGUUAAUUUUUUGUUUAGUUCAAUUAGGAAAUAAAUCAGAAUCGUAGUCGGAUUUAUUUGUGAGGUCUGAGUGUAUAUGCAAGAAUUUGACUCCUUUUGCACAAGCAGUGAGCGUAAACUAGCAAAAUUUGCACAAAACAUUAAACUAUUAUGUGCAAGAUGAUGUGCAAUGUUUUGAGUGCAAAGGAUGUAUGCAAUAAAGUUACACAUGGCUCAUCAAUUUUUAUAACAUAUAAUCUGACAGUAGUGGUAAUGCUCUUCUCAAAAACAUCUUUUCCUCGUCUCAUGUUCUUGUUCACUUUCUUCAUUUCUUAGGAAACUACAAGAACCACAAGCUGACGCACAGCGGGGAGAAGCAGUACAAGUGCUCCAUCUGCAACAAAGCCUUCCACCAGAUCUACAACCUGACCUUCCACAUGCACACGCACAACGACAAGAAGCCCUUCACCUGCGCCACCUGCGGCAAAGGCUUCUGUCGCAACUUUGACCUGAAGAAACACAUCAGGAAGCUGCACGAUAACGCGUACAGCGCAGCCGCGGAGGCCUCUAGAGAGCUGCAGAGCUGAGGCACGCUGCUGCUCACCCCCCCACAAUGCAUCUCUGCAAUCCAGGCAAUAAAUAAACUGGCCGGUGUCCUGCUCUGAACAGUUUUUAAAAGCACAGGUGGGACAUCCUGUUUGGUGACACUGAGCAGACCAGAAGGUACAGCAGACACACUCUACACACACCACCAGAGUAUAAAGAGGAGAGGACCCCCUCCAUCUCCACGAUGGACGUGUAAAUAAUAGGCUAUGAAAUAAAGAAUGUUAUUUAAAAUGUGAAUCAUUGCCAUGUUGUGUAUUUCACAGACAAAAAAUGUUAAUGUGAAUAAGUUAUAACUUAUAAAGAAAACUGAAUGUUUGAGCCAUGUCGUUUCUGUUUUUUGAAGGUAUUUGAAAAUAAAUCUUCAUGAUAUUACUUUUUUGUUAAUCGACUUUUCUUGUGUCUGCUUUUUAUGAUUGUCCUAAGACAUUUUAUCCAAAAAUGCAACUUUUUUUUUCUAAAAGGGGGAAAACAGGUUGCCAUAUGGUCAAUAAAGAAGAAUUAAGACACAAACAACACAAAACAACUCAUUAAACAAAGACACAGACAAACAUACACUUUAAAUGGUAUAAAGGAAACAGCAAAUGUCUGUUCUGUUUAUUGAGUUAACGUUUUCUAGUGUGCGCCGUAAGUAUUUUUGUUGAUGAAGAACUUUCCAUUUGCGCUUAUUCUGGCGCCCCCUCUGGACAAAGCAGUGUUUAAAAAGCAGGUCGUCCACAUUUGUAACUUGUGUUUCUUCCUUUGUAAAAAUGCUGCAGUUAAAUUAAUUGGUCGACUCCUCCCCUCGGCGGUGGUUUCUGACAGUAAAAAUAACUCUAAAGUAACAGUAUCUCCUCUUGUUAACAGUCUUAUUUGCUGCUUUUGGUAAUAAAGAAGUGUCACUAUUAAUUGUAAUGUAUUUUAUGACCUGUUGAAACUCCAAACAGGAGCUUUAAUUACAUUUUGCAAAUGUCUACUGAGGACAACAGGAUCUAAUUUUGUCUCGGAAACCUUCAGUGCAUUCAACAUUUCUGUAACAGAGGUGCACCUUAAAAAUGAUAACACAGCCGAGCUCCAAAAUAAUCGAAAAUAUGAAAAAAAUAUAUGUCGUGUGGACAAAAAGAUAAUGCUAAUGAGCAAACCAGAAACUACUCUUGUGUAAACAAAGUAAUUAUAUUGCAUUGUAUUGUAAUUGUUUUCGCACUUAACAUAAUUGCCCACAUCACAGUUAUCUUGUGUGCACAAGAUAACCAACUUGUUUCUUUGUGUUCUUGCAAGGUAAGAACUUGUUUGAAAUGUGUGGAAAUUAUCUUGUUUCUGGGACAUUAUAACUUGUUCCACAUAAAAAAUAAUAUUGGGUGUAAAAGAUAACUUACUCUCACAGAAAAAAAAAUGUCCAUAAAACACAAUCACAUUCUGUAAACAGGAUAUUUAGAAAGACAAGAUUAUUAGUGUUCUCACAAGAUAAUUAGUAGUUAUUAUCUUUUGCACAGAAAAUCAUAACUUGAGCAAACAAAAUAAUCAGUUUUACACAUAAGAUAACUUAUCUCUACAAGAUAACUGCAUUGUUUGGUCAAGUUAUUGUCUUGCACAUAAAAAAAAAUAUUAAAAAAAUUAUAUUGAGCAAACGAGAUAAUAAUCUUGUCAGUCGACAUCAUACAUGCCUUUGGUCUGAGACAUAUUUAUUGUUCACUUUCUUUAAAAACUGAUAGAAAUUAUUAGACUUUUAUUGUGAAGCGUCUGUAUUUAGUAUUUAAGAGUGCAGGCAUCUGUCUGAACUAAACUUUGUGGGUCUUUUAUUUUGAAGUGUUGCUAGAAAGCCACAUAUAGACUCAGCCUGGCUCCUCUGUAGACUCUGCAGCCACUUUGCUUCAACAUUUAUUGACAGACACGAUCUUGAUAAUGCUGCAUUUACACUUGACUCGCGUAUAAUGGCGCAAAUGAUCAGAGAUAACAUGGGCUCUUGAAAGUGAAUUACAUUAAGCAGUUAAACGGCCUGGGGAGGCUUGAUUGGGGACUGUCUCAUCCGGAGCCGCUCAUCAGAGGCGGAGAUAAUGGGGCACUCAGGCCGCAGCUCCUCAUCUGGGCCUCCGCGCUAAUAGAGC
This is a messenger RNA of Xyrichtys novacula (pearly razorfish), 12083 nucleotides long. The record is from the annotation of a GenBank genome assembly. NCBI's taxonomy places the organism in Eukaryota, Metazoa, Chordata, Actinopteri, Labriformes, Labridae.